AGGCGCUGUUGUACAGGGGGAUGCACAAUCUCUAUUUGGUUGCGGGAAAUAUGUUUUAUUUUCUAAAUUAAGAAAUGACCGAAAACUUUUAAUGUAUCCCGUGCUUCAUGCUAUAUCAGCAGACACUUUCAGCUGAGGAUGCCUUCACCGACAGGGCCGACGAUCACAUGUUUGAUCGGGAUGGUGUUAUGUCAUUUUUCCGACUGCUUUACAAACUAGCAGGUAAACUUGAAAAAAUAAGCCGUGGCAGAAAGCUUCACCUUUAUCGCGACAUUUGACCGAAAAGACCCGAGAGCUUGUUUUCCGACCACUUUGAUCCGUGUUAAUUCGCUUAUGUGCUGUUUUUGCUUUUCGAUGUUUUAUUUGCUCUGUUCGGAUAAGUUGGAUUGGAUUAAAAAGCCAAAGGACCUUGUCGAGUUGGUGGCUUUGCCUUGGAAAUAGUGCUGAAUAUACCUAACUCGUGGACUGAAUACGAAAAAUCUGUUUAAUGCACGUAAAUAACUGUAUUUGCUUCAUGUUUACGCCGACGAAAUCAACCUGAGGAGUUUGGACUAAGUUUGUAUGCGAUCCGAUAAACCAGCUGUGCCUCGAGCUCACAGCUGUUCUUUAAAUUAGUGUAGCGAGCUGACACCGUUUCGUUUAAACGAUUCGACAAAAUGCGAUAGACACGGGAAAGCAGUCCGCUCAGUUAAAUUGGAUCGGGUAUUUUGGCGUGAGGCCUGCUGGUCGGGCUUUUGCCGGGCGCGAUUUAGGGGUAAGGCCGCGUCAGGUCGCGUUCAGGCCGGCCGUGAGUGACGCGCAGUCCCGGCGCCAGAGGACGAGCUAUGGAGAGGAUGGAGGUGGACCAGUGCGCAGGCGCAGGAGGAGCCCUCCGAAGGUCCAACAGCGCCCCCAUGAUCACGAACGUCAGUGAUGGGACAACAGUAUUCAACUCUAAUAGUUCGGCUCGGUAUCGUCGGAGCAGUGUUUCUGUGAACCCAAGCUGUCCCUCACGGACCCUUCCUCUGUCCCCAUUCUCGCUGUCUUGUGAAAGAUCCGAGCACAAGAGACAGAUUGACAAUAUGGAGCUCACUUUGAGAGGAAGUUUACAGAGACUAAGUGCCUCGUCUGCUGUUCCCUUCCCUCCUGCGAGUCAUUGGCACGACCAUCUGUCUCCAGGAUUCCAUUCCCAGGACAGCGGUGUCACUCCUAAUUCCUCACCCAGUCCAACUCGGAGAUUUCGAGGAGGAUCAGUGAGCUCUGGAGUGAGAUGGCCAUCGGUUGCGCCUUUGAAAAGGAAAGGCGGAGUGGAAUCGGACGGCCCGCCCAAAAAGCUCUUCGUCGCUGGAGUCACAGACCCCGCUCACAUAACCAGUUACACAGUCAGUGUUUCCCAGUCAGUGGACUCUUCCUCCGGGACCGCUCCCGUCGGUUCAAACACCCAGGCCACCCCUGUCCUCUCCCCUCCGCCCCCCUUCACCUCUCACCACCCCAGCAUCUAAAGCCCAGUAUUCAUCACACCAUCACCUUGUAGAGCUUUGGAUUCAAGGUGUCGUAAAAUGAAGACCAAACUUCGGCCUAAUCUCGGUCCUGUCCCUUUUUGUUUUCCUGCUUUUAAUUUGAAUAGCGUUUCACCUCGGUCGCUUCUGAAGGAAAUUCGAACUAGUCGUUACUUCGAUUUCAAGAUGCAGUAUAAGAAGACAGAAUCUUCUGGAUGUAUCUGACAUGGCAACAUAGAUGCUACAGGCUAUGAUGUAAUUUGUGAAUAAUUAUGGAACUUCGGUGCCUACAGAAUAGUUGGCUGUACAUACGAAAUAGUAUCUGCAAUAACACAUUUGCAAUGAAAGUGUUCAGGUUAUUGAAACCUGGCGAAUGCUGACACAAAGACCCUCUCCUUAGUGUACAGACUCAAAAGAAAGACCAGUUUUGCUCCUUUUCGUUUUCCUCGGGUUGUGACAAAACAUUUUUGUAUUUUGGUACAUCUUCAGCUUCCAUGAACAGGGUCCAACGGUCUGGUAAAAUGUCCAGAAUGCAUAGAAAAAGGACUGAGGAAUAGGGAGUAUUAAAAUCUGUUGGCCAUAGAUGUCAACUUUUUGUAUAAAUGUGUAUAAAUAUGUGAAUAAUCGAAUAUUAUUUUGGUAGGUAUUAAUCUCGUGUUUCUCUCCCGUGUUUAUCCGAGGGGUCUAAUGUCUGUAAAUAUGUUUAUUUUUCCAUAUGGCUUUUAGCUUGGGCUGAACUUUUUGAGUUUGAAAACCGUUCUUUAAAUCUUUGGAAACGAUACCAGCGCAUUCAGGCAACUCCCAUAUUUUGAUUUAGCUUACGUAAAGAAAUAGUUCACCCAAAAAAAAUUGUAUUUGCUGACAGUUUAUUUACCCUCCAGUUUGUUUCUUCAUCAGAACAGAUAUGGGCAAGUUUGACAUUGCAUCACUUACUUACCAACAAAUCCUCUGCAGUGAAUGGGUGCCGUCAGAAAGAGAGUCCACACAGCUGAUAAAAAAAAACAUCACAAUAAUCCAGAAGAGCUGGUAUAAUGUUUUAUAAGGUACAUUUGUUUCUUACAAACAAGCAGAUUUUUUAAAAGAUGCAUACUGGAGUUUUGUGGAUUAUUGUAAUGUUUUUUUAUCAGCUGUUUUAACUCUCAUCCAGACGGCACCCAUUCAGUGCAGUGGACACACUGGUGAGUAAGCUAUGCAAGGCUGAACUUCUCCAAAUCUGAUCCAGUGAACAAACUUUCCACAUCUUGGACGGCCUGAGAAUGAGGAAGAAAAACUAUCAGCAAAUCUCAAUUUUUGGUUGGACUGUUCCUUUAAAACAUGUACUGUAAAGACUAGAUGUCUCGCCUCUCGUCUACAAUCCGUUGUUGUAUACGCUAAGCACUUUCAGUUAAAAGUCCACAUCGAAAACUGACCUAGAACCUUAGAACGUGUCCUGUCUGAGGUAAGAUGCUUUUCGGUAAUGACACCGUGUCAAAAUCAUUAGUCAAACAGUUUUUCCCUCCUAAACAAGACUUUUGCGUUAUGAAUUAUGUGCAGAAACCGAGGACUUAAGAUACUUGCAAGGGACGAGCUGUUGCGUUACAAAACACGACAAACCGUUUCUACAGAAAUACAAUCACGGUUUCGGUGGAUAUCAUACUCUUCCUCUUGUACUAUUUGCACAGUGUUAGAUAUCAACGUCGCUGUUACACGAGUGGGAUCAUAUUGACUUCAUUGUAAUGGGUCUUGUUUUGCAAUGUUUUAAUUGUUCGAAACCUUUCGCUUGGGAAAUAUUCUGAUUUUUAUGUAAAAGCAGCAGUUCUGGAUCGUGGCUUCAAUCGCGCUUGUUGGAGCCGGGUGGGUUUUAUUAAGAAAACGCAUCCUCCAAAAAGCGACACGCUGCAGUUAAUUGAACUGGAAGCCCUUCUAAAGCAAAUCUACCACGACACUUCACAGCAUUAUGCAAAUGUCAAUUGCGGCGCAUGUUACAUUGUUAUUUAUGAACGUGUAAAGGCUCUGGUAGCAGUAUGUACUUCAUUGUCACAAUUUUUGAUUCCCAAAGUCUUUAUUGUAUGGACACCGGCAGCUCGUCGGUCUCCGGAGUUGCACAUCAGACAUUUGAAGCCGUUCCUCUGUUUUCCAUAUUCAUAUAUCAGGAGGGAUACAGCUCAUUCUUCGAUACGAUGUCAUUGCCUUUACUUUUAACUAUUUAGUUUUUAAUUCAGUGAUAAUGCCUUACAGGUUUUGAGUCUUGAAGUUUUAAUUCCAAAGUUACUUUGCACUGUCAUUUUGCAAUUUCCAGUUGUUGGGGUCCUUGAGAUUUCAAAGUUUGAUACCAAUGUUUAUGGGUCUUUUAAAAGCGAUUUACAAAUGUGCAAUAUGCAUUAAAGUUGCUGGAAUUAGCAUGUCAAGUUCAUUGGGAUAAUCAGUUCUAGGUAUUUAUCAAGAACCUGAAUGAAAGACUUGACAAAGAUGUUUUGUUUUCAAUCGUUUGUGUAAUCUAGAAUAAGUACCACGUCGUUUAUUUUUCGGUUUUUGCCAUACACUUACUAUGACGGGUUCUAUUGUGUCAUGUGUGAGAGAGAGAGAGGAUCGUGAUUUGUCCAUUUUUCGUUCUCCUUAAAUGAUCGAGUGGUGUUUUGAAGAAAUUGUGAAAGCACGAAAAAAAAAAACAUCGCGAAGAAAUGCCAAAGCCGAUAUCAGUUAAGUUGUAAAUAUAUUCUGGAAGCCAGAAAAAUUAAUUGAAAGAUGGAUAUUUUUUUGACAUUGGUAGCAAAAGUACAUUUUAUUCCCUCUCGGUCACCCAAGAUGAAUGUCCAGUUGUCAGAGAAAAAAAAAAUAUCAUUUACCAUAAAAUGUAUAAUUUACCAUAUAUUCUUAUGAAAAAGAUCAUAAUAAAAACUCAUUUUAUUGA
This is a messenger RNA of Puntigrus tetrazona (Sumatra barb), 4368 nucleotides long. RefSeq names its product PPP2R1A-PPP2R2A-interacting phosphatase regulator 1. The coding region runs from base 825 to 1481 and encodes 218 amino acids. The transcript has 9 exons. Gene Ontology annotation, molecular function: protein serine/threonine phosphatase inhibitor activity. Lineage: Eukaryota; Metazoa; Chordata; Actinopteri; Cypriniformes; Cyprinidae. The record is from RefSeq and is a predicted model, not a curated record.